AUGACCCUCUGGCACCAACAUGGCCUCAGGUGUCAGCCCAGACCCCACGCAUCUGGACUGCCUUUGGUGGUGAAUGGAGCCACGGACAUUGACAUAGAUCCUGGCUGCAGCAGGGCCACAGACCCAGACAUGGCUCCCGGCAGUCGCUUGGGUACAGAUGACACCAUGGCCACAGGUGAGAGCACAGUUACUCAGUGGCAUGGUCCCUCGGACCCCAACGUGGCCACAGUGCUGUGCCUGGGGCAGACAAGCAACACUCAGGAAGGAUCUCUGUCAAAGCCUUCCAUCACAGCUGAACCAGGCCUUCUGAUCCCCCAAGGGGGUUUUGUAACCUUUGUGUGCUCAAACUCUAGUGGGUAUGAUACAUUCCGCCUGGAGAAGGGAAGCCACGGAAUCAUGGAGAAGAAGAACACACAGCCUCUAAUGACAGAGGCUAGAUUCCUCCUUAGCCCAGUGAAUGAAAGCACUGCGGGACGCUAUUCCUGUAUCUAUGUAAAAAGGUCCAGAUGGUCUCCACGCAGUGAGAUCCUGGAGCUGAAGGUAACCAGAGGAGAUGUCACCCAGGCUCCUGACCCAGGUCCAACAGUGACUUCAGGCAAAUCCUGGCUGAAGACAAAUGGCAUUUAUAUUCUCAUUGGGGUCUCUGUGGUCUUCCUCCUUUGUCUUCUCCUCCUCCUUUUCUUCUGCCUCCACAGCCACCGUCAGAAAAAGCAGGGGCUCCCCAGCAGCAAGAGCCAGCAGCAGAAGCCACAAGAGCGGCUCAGCCUUGCUACUAAUGGCCUGGAGAGAACACCAGACAUAGUCACAGAUGACAGGCUUCCAGAGGACAGAAGGACAGAAACCUGGACCCCUGCUGCAGGAGGCCUUCAGGAGGUGACAUAUGCCCAGCUGGACCAUCACGCCCUCACACAGAGGACAGUUGGAGCUGUGACCCCACAGAGCACAGACACCGUGACUGAGUCCAGCACCUAUGCAGCCAUCAUCAGACGCUGAGCCCGGGCACACCUGGAGACAUGCACAGUCACUGUUGGAAAAGCCCAAAGCAGUCAUUCAAGGGCUCCCAUUGGGAUCACCUAGGUGUGGGAAGCUAACCAGCCAGUUCUGCUCAAGGCAGAAACUGGACCCUGGAGGCCCCUGCUCCCCAUCUAGGAGUUGCAUUGUGAAGGUGAUAGUAUCAGUCCUUGGAAAGACCAUGUUGCAGUAAGCUUUAGAGCCCAAGUUACAAUCACCUAGUUGUUUCCAGAGACACAGUUAGAGCCCCUUAGCUGUUUCUACAGACCCUUCCACAGCCCAGAAUAUUUAAUGAACAGCUCUGUAGUUGUCCAGUGGCCUCUACUCACUUGUGUAAGGAGCCCAGUGAAACCCUAAAGGCUUCUUUGGACCCCCCUGCUGACUCUGACUGGGUUGUACUCAUGCAGCUGAAAGCUAAGCCACUUCUCUGCAUCAGGCCUCAUGGGGUGCAUCAUGGGUGUUUUUGAAGAUGGAGCAUCUACUACCUGUGUGGAUCUUGAACACACAGCCUGUAAGGACCCUAAUUCCGUCUUUAUUGCUGUUCAGAGAUGAGUAGAGAAAUGAAGGCUACAGAAGAUGCUUAUGAUUCCCUUUUCUUUAAAUAUAUGUGUAGUUG
Molecule: messenger RNA, 1627 nt
Organism: Peromyscus eremicus (cactus mouse)
Lineage: Eukaryota; Metazoa; Chordata; Mammalia; Rodentia; Cricetidae
Gene: Lair1
Product: leukocyte associated immunoglobulin like receptor 1
Exons: 8
Coding region: 1-993 (330 amino acids)
Source: RefSeq, a predicted model, not a curated record